UCCUAAAUCUCCCAAUAUGCACAUGCUACCCAUAAUUCAUACCAUAGUUCAAUCACAAAAAAGGUUUCAAAAUUUAGUAACAAUGAAGGCUCCAAGAUCAGAUCGAAAAGGAUUCAUACUCUCUUCUUUGUUAUUCAUCUUGUUCCUUUGUGCUUUCGCUUCCAUCAACGAAUUUCGAUUCGACAAGCUAUUGAAGUUAGGAAGAUGCGCAUUCUCUAAUGCAUCUUCAACAAAAUUUCUUGCUACGAAUUCUUCAUCUAGUAACGACGAUAUUCGCAUACUCAUUGGUAUAUUGACAUUGCCUGAUCAAUACCAUCGUCGAGAUUUUCUACGUAUGAUAUACGGAACACAAUCUGUAAUCGGUGCACAAGUUGACGUAAAGUUUGUAUUUUGCAAUUUGACGAAAGAAGAUCAACAGGUACUCGUUGCACUUGAAAUAAUGCGGUACGACGAUAUAAUCAUACUCAAUUGCAAAGAGAAUAUGAACAAGGGUAAGACGUAUACGUACUUUUCGAGCUUGCCCGAAAUGCUAAACGAUACUGAUAAGGCUUACCCUCCUUAUCAUUAUGUAAUGAAAGCUGAUGAUGAUACUUAUAUUAGGUUAGCAAGCUUGGUAGAGUCACUAAAGCCAUUGCCAAGAGAAGAUCUAUACUAUGGUUAUGUUAUUCCGUGCCCUAGCAUGGAUCCUUUCGUGCAUUAUAUGUCCGGAAUGGGGUAUAUGGUUUCGUGGGAUAUCGUAGAGUGGAUUAGGGUUUCGGAAAUUCCAAAAAAUCAUAUGGAAGGUCCAGAGGAUAAAAUAUUUGGUGAUUGGAUUCGAGAAGGGCAUAAAGCAAAAAACAGAUAUAAUGGUAAGUGGUCUAUGUAUAAUUUUCCUGAGCCACCUACGAGAUGCACUCAUGAGCUUUGGCCAGACACAAUCGCAGUUCAUCUUUUGAAGAAUCAAGAGAAGUGGAUUCAGACACUAAAGUAUUUUAAUGUUACUGAUAAUCUUAAACCUUCUAAAUUGUAUCAUAUACCAUAGGUACGGUAUUAUGUUUCUUCUUUUUAGAUGAUUAAACAUUUUUUUGACUUGUACAAUUUUAUGCAAUAAAUUUUGAUUAAUUGUCACCAAUGAUGUUUUUGUCUU
Mercurialis annua (annual mercury) is the source of this 1126-nucleotide messenger RNA. Its product is annotated as hydroxyproline O-galactosyltransferase GALT3. The transcript has a single exon. Gene Ontology annotation, molecular function: hexosyltransferase activity. The coding region runs from base 17 to 1021 and encodes 334 amino acids. Gene Ontology annotation, cellular component: Golgi membrane. Lineage: Eukaryota; Viridiplantae; Streptophyta; Magnoliopsida; Malpighiales; Euphorbiaceae. The record is from RefSeq and is a predicted model, not a curated record.